Messenger RNA from Nicrophorus vespilloides, 1376 nucleotides. RefSeq lists its product as uncharacterized. Gene Ontology annotation, biological process: visual perception. Gene Ontology annotation, cellular component: membrane. The record is from RefSeq and is a predicted model, not a curated record. NCBI's taxonomy places the organism in Eukaryota, Metazoa, Arthropoda, Insecta, Coleoptera, Silphidae.
AUGAACUUCUUCAUAUUCAAAUUCAGUAGGGAGUGUCGAUUCCAGAUGGCCCUCGCCUUCACCAUCCUAAAUCUGGUUCAGGCCACCCUUGGAAUGCUCAUAGCAGGAUGGUCUUUGUAUCUUUGCUUGGAAGUUUCCAAACAUCUGUAUGCGGAAAAAGCAGAGAUCACGUUCGUCUUCACGGUCACAGCACUCUACGGAACGCACAUCAUCUUCCAAUAUUUGAUGGGCAUAAAGAUCUGCGCAAAAUGUUUCAACAAAGCGCACAAGUUCGAAUCUCCUCAACCUUUUACAAUAAACCUGACUUAUACCCGCUCAAUUUUCAGGAGAAGCACAAAGAGACACCUAUAUUUCUGGUUGGCUAUCGGUGGUAACACUCUUCUAAACGUGCUCAUCCUAUCAACGAUGUCUGUAAAGAUAUCUAAGCACAUCGUGCGAUCCAUCAGGCAUUCGAUGGAGAAAGGUAUGCGGAAUUAUCUGAAGGAUCCGCUUUGGAAGCACACCAUUGAUAGGUGGCAGUUCCAUUUGCAGUGCUGCGGAGUGAACAACUUCAAGGAUUGGUACGAAAUCUCUUGGUUAGAUAAGUACCAAUUGGAUGUUACGAGUGACGAUGUCCAAAGGUUCGAAUGCAUGAACAAUCAAAGAUUGCAAUAUCCUACACUUUAUUUAUAUCAUUCAACCUCAACAAACCUCUAUAAAAUAUUAAUAAAAUUCACUUUUACUUUUGUUGUAAUACUGAAGAUUCACAGUUUAUACACAUGUUACUUGACAAAAUGUCCUGUACUUAAACUGCAAAUAUGCAGCUUUCUGUUGUCCAAAGAUCAUCUUCAUCUGCCUGUGGUACCAUGGAGCUGCUGCGAUAUAAACUUUCCGAUGCAGUGCUUCCAUGAUCCUCUGCAGCAGAUCCAAUCCGCUCACCUGUGGAAAGAACAACCCGAAUUCCUGGACGGAACGAUCUACAACAAAGGCUGCUUGACCGUGCUUCGAGAGCCGAUUGAGGCAUCCCUCGUCGGGCUAAUCAUCGUCACAUCCAUCUUAAUUAUCAAUCAGGUCAUAGCGAUAAUUGUGAUAUCCCGAUUGUUGUACACGUCCUGCAGGAACGCAGUCGUCCUGAGGGACGUAAUGGCUCCGAGUCCCGGCUGGCUCUUCGGAAGGGACUGCUUCUCCGCCACCAAGGGCCGAACCGUCUCCGAAGUGAUGUUCGUGAGUUACCACCGCAUAAAGCGAACAAAAAGAAAACAACCUAAUCUAUUCUAAUCAUAUAUAUAUAUUCUGCGAUCUUAUUUAAAGAGUUUGGGGGAGGAAAAUCGGGAUGGAGAAGUCAUGGUGCUUUCAGCUGCGAAGGAAGAAACUAAAACUGCGGAGACUCCAACCGA